UGUGUGUGUGUGUGUGUGUGUGUGUGUGUGUGAGUGUGUGUGUGUGCAUGUUUAUCCAUUCAUCAGUUGUUGUAUUCAUCCACCAGUUUUUGCACACCCAGCCUGAUUCCGUAGUUUGCCUAUUGUGCACAGUGCUGCUGUAGACGUGGUGUGCAGCUAUCUCUGUUGCGUGCUGACUUACAUUCCUCCACAGGUCUGCCCAGGAGUGGUGUAGCAGGAUCAUGUAGUGGUUCCCUCUUCAGUUUAUUGAGGAAGCUCCAUAGCUCAUUUGCCAGUUAUUAAACUGGAUUACUUGUUUCCUCUCGUUAAGUUUUUUAAUUCCUCAUGUCUUCUAGAUGCUAACACUUUGUCAGAGAACAAUUGGGGAACAUUUUCUCACACUCUGUGGGUCGUCUCUUCAUUCCAUCAGUUGUCUCUUUUCUGUACAGAAGUGCCUUAGUUGGAUGUAACCCCAUUUAUCUACCUUUGCUUUUGUGUCCUGUGCUUUUGGCCCCAAAUCAAGAAUAAUUGCCUACACCAAUGACUUGAAGUGUUUCCCUGUGUUUUCUUCUAGUAGCUUGAUAGCUGCUGGUCUUCCAUGUAGAGUUUUGAUCUAUUUUGACUUGACUUUUAAACAUGGUAGGAGAGGGUGUUCAGGGUUCGGUGUUCCUCAUCUGAUGUUCAGUUUUCCCAGCCCCAUGUAUUGAAGAGGCUGUCUUUUCUCCAAUGUGUUUUUUGGCACUUUGUUGACCAUCACCCGUCUGUAGGUGCAUGUGUUUGCUUUUGGGAGCUUUGUUUCACUGAUUGAUGUGCCUGUUUUUAUUCCAGUGCCAUGCUGCUUUGGUUAGCAUGGCAUUGUAAAUGUGUACUGAAAGGAGGUGUUGCAAUGCCGCCAGCCUUGUUCUUUGUGUUUAAGAUUGCUUUAUUGAUUUGCGGUCUUUCAUGCUUUCGUAUGAGUGUAGGAUUUUUUUUUUCUAGUUCCGUGAAGCAUGUCAUUGGUGUUUGAAGAUUACAUUCAAUCUGUAAAUCACUUUGGAUAGUAUGGACACUUGAAUGUUGUUAGUACUUCCAAUCCAAGAACAUGUGAGGUAUUUCUAUUUUUGGUGUCAUCUUUAAUUUCUUUCAUCAGUGUUUGGUAAUUUUAUUGGAAGAUGUUUUUCACUACCUUGGUAAAAUUUAUUCCUAGGGCUUUUUUUGUAGCCAUUGUCAAUGGGAUUUUUUUUCAUGAUUUCUUUUAGGAAUAGAAUUACUGGUGCAUAAAAAUAUACUGAUUUUUAUAUCAAUUUUGGAUCCUAUAAUUGUAGUGAAUUUAUUACUUUGGAUAGUCAUUUGAUGGAGACUUUGUUUUUCCUAUGUGUAGAGUCAUAUUAUCUACAAAGAGGGAUAAUUUAAAUUCCUUCAUUUCUAGUGCUGUGCCUUAUUUAUAUUUCUUUCUCAGUAAGGAGCGAUUAGAGCCCUUUAAGACGUGAAGACCUGGGAGGAUAGUCUAGAAAGAUGAGAAAAGUUCCGUGGCUCUCUAGCUGGAGGAGGGAGGAGAGGACUGUCUUUGCAAGAGAAAGUGUGGAUGGCAGAGUCCCAGAAAAGUGUCAUCAUGGAUGCAGGAGCUGCCGCACAGGAGGAGCUGCAGGUGAUUCAGCCUGACAAGUCAGUGUCUGUCGCUGCUGGAGAGACGGCCACUCUGCGCUGCACUGUGACCUCCCUGCUCCCUGUGGGGACCAUCCAGUGGUUCAGGGGGGAAGGACCAGGCCGGGAAUUGAUCUUUCGUCAGAAAGGAGGCCACUUCUCCCGCGUCACACUACUUUCAGAUGUCACACAGAGGGACAACAUGGACUUCUCCAUUCUCAUCAGUAAUGUCACCCCAGCAGACGCUGGCACCUACUACUGCGUGAAGUUCCGGAAAGCCGGUGGCUCUGAAGACACGGAGUUUAAGUCUGGACCAGGCACUGAGCUGUCUGUGCGUGCCAGACCCUCUCCACCUAUGGUAUCGGGCCCUGGGACCAGGUCUACGCCUGGGCAGACAGUGAGCUUCACCUGCAAGUCCCACGGCUUCUCCCCCCGGAACAUCACCCUGAAGUGGUUCAAAAAUGGGAACAUGCUCUCCAACUUCCAGACCAAUGUGGAUCCCACAGGAGAGAGCGUCUCCUACCGCAUCUCCAGCACAGCCCAGGUGGCACUGGACCCUGGAGACGUCCACUCUCAGGUCAUCUGUGAGGUGGCCCACGUCACUUUACAGGGGGCUCCUCUUCGUGGGACUGCCAACUUGUCUGACACCAUCCGAGUUCCACCCACCUUGGAGGUCACCCAACAGCCCAGGAUGACAGGCAACCAGGUGAACCUCACCUGCCAGGUGAAGAAGUUCUACCCCCAGAUCCUGCAGCUCACCUGGUUAGAGAACGGAAACGUGUCCCGGACAGAAACGGCCUCAACCCUCACAGAGAACAAGGAUGGGACUUACAACCAGACCAGCUGGCUCCUGGUCAACUCGUCUGCCCAUAGGGAGAGCAUGGUGUUCACCUGCCAAGUGGAGCAUGACGGGCAGCCGGCAGCCAUUAGAAAACUUACUUUGCAGGGCACAGAUACCACCCCUGGUAAAAGUGUAUCUUCUAUUCCUGCUGUUCUCAUUGCUCUGCUCCUCAGCACCAAGGUGUUGCUGGCAAUUGGAGUUUCUGCUGUGUACAUCUGCAAGAAGCAGAAGGCCUAAGUCUCCUUCCUCCAUCCCUUGCCUCAUGCUGCCCCUUGACUGGAGAGGCUCGGCAUGGGACAGGAGUUGACGGGAAGCUUCCGUGGAUUCUGAUCCACAUGCAGUGCUCCAUGGACACCACCGGCUACAGGUUCCUGCUGCUCUUCUGCACAGCCCUUAAUGCAGAGGAGAUUCCUGCUCCUGAGCAGCCACCUGAACUGGCUCUGGGCCUGACUCAGGACCCCUUCCUAGGAUGUAACAAACCAGCUGAGUGUGAGCACAUCAGGGAAUCUCCCAUCCAAGGCCUCUAGGAUCAUCAUGACACACUCUAGUGCACACCCUCCAGACUUCAUCUGGCUUCAGGAUUCUUGUGUACACCAGCUUCUCAGCCUGCUGAGGUUCUCAGAUGAACCCCCAUCAUGGGUUUAAGGAGAAAAAUUGUUCUCAGUACUGGCAGAAUGUCUCAAGUAGUAGAGCACUGCCCAGCAAACAUGAGCCCCAUGUUCAAACACCAGUGCCAUCAAAAAACCCAAAAUGUUACAGGAAUAAAGAAAAGUUAUUUUCCUUCCUCUUUAUCCAUGUAUCCGAUUCCUUCGACUCCCUUCACCAAAAAAUCUACCCUCAUCCUCCGAGAUGAGAACAUUGGUUCCUCUCUUUCCCUGCCUUCU
Castor canadensis (American beaver) is the source of this 3327-nucleotide messenger RNA. The record is from RefSeq and is a predicted model, not a curated record. NCBI's taxonomy places the organism in Eukaryota, Metazoa, Chordata, Mammalia, Rodentia, Castoridae.